Pterocles gutturalis (yellow-throated sandgrouse) is the source of this 647-nucleotide messenger RNA. RefSeq names its product DNA damage-regulated autophagy modulator protein 1-like. NCBI's taxonomy places the organism in Eukaryota, Metazoa, Chordata, Aves, Pterocliformes, Pteroclidae. Gene Ontology annotation, biological process: regulation of autophagy. The transcript has 6 exons. Gene Ontology annotation, cellular component: lysosome. The annotation marks the transcript as partial. The record is from RefSeq and is a predicted model, not a curated record.
UUUAGUGACACUGGAACUAAACCUCCUGAGAGUGGUGUCUUUGGUUUUAUGAUUAAUAUCUCAGCACUUUUAGGUGUAAUUACAAUGUACAUCAGAUAUUUAUUAAUAGAGAAGCAAAAUGAGUCAUCAUACUUUAUUGGGUCUUCGUGCAACAUGUUUUCGUUAUGUGUUGGAUUGAUGGGCUGUAUUGGAAUGGGCAUAGUUGCAAAUUUUCAGGAGCUGUCUGUUCCCAGUGUCCAUGACAUAGGAGCAUUGGUGGCAUUUGGCUCGGGUGUUGUAUACAUUACACUUCAGUCUAUAAUCUCUUACAAGUCUUGUCCACAAUGGAACACGUACUUUGUGUGUCACAUAAGGAUGGCCAUAUCUGUAAUAUCAUGCAUUGCUUUCAUUCCCAUGAUUGUGUUUGCUUUGCAAAUUUCAAUGACAAAAAUUGAUUGGACUCCAGAUGAAAAGGAUUAUACUUACCAUUUGAUGAGUGCGAUCUGUGAAUGGACAGUAGCCUUUGGUUUUAUCUUCUUCUUUUUAACGUUCAUUAGAGAUUUUCAGAGAGUUUCUUUAAGGAUAUCAACAGAAAUACAUGAAGACUCCUGAUAGUGGAGAAAAUUAUAUUUUUAUAUAUACGAAUACUCUAGGUUUCUUUUCACUUA